AUGUCUCCUUCACCCGCGCCCAUACUCAACUACAUGGACGAUGGUUCCGCUGCUCACACCGCGGCUCUGCAGGAGAAGAUAGACAAGUUGGAUUGUGGUUCGUUCAGCGACGUGUCCGGCGCAACGUCGUGCUGCACCUGCUGCUCCGGCUUCUACCAGGAUCAGACGGGCCAGACGUCGUGCACGAUCUGUCCUGCCGAGGGAAGCUUUGCACAAGGCUACUCCGACCCCGGUGCGACCGACGUUGACCAAUGCACUGCGCAAGCCGGCGCCGUCGCCACUUGCGACCAGGACACCUCCACUGGCACUUGCCGUAAGCGAUUUCCACUUCCCGUUCCUUAUCCGAAUCUUCGUACAUGA
This is a messenger RNA of Punctularia strigosozonata HHB-11173 SS5, 360 nucleotides long. RefSeq lists its product as uncharacterized. The record is from RefSeq and is a predicted model, not a curated record. Lineage: Eukaryota; Fungi; Basidiomycota; Agaricomycetes; Corticiales; Punctulariaceae. The coding region runs from base 1 to 360 and encodes 119 amino acids. The transcript is spliced from 2 exons.